This is a messenger RNA of Aspergillus mulundensis, 630 nucleotides long. RefSeq lists its product as uncharacterized. Bases 1 to 630 code for a protein of 209 amino acids. NCBI's taxonomy places the organism in Eukaryota, Fungi, Ascomycota, Eurotiomycetes, Eurotiales, Aspergillaceae. The transcript has 2 exons. The record is from RefSeq and is a predicted model, not a curated record.
AUGGCAUCUCCUCUGAACGUUACAGUCCGUAACCUAACCGGUAGCUGGGCCCUUAACCAAACCCUCUCAUCCAGCCCCUCCCCAGCGCUUGAACUCCAGGGCGUAUCCUGGCUAGUCCGAAGCGCCAUUGCCAGCGCACCCGUCACCAUCACCACCGAACAGUCCGAGACCUUGGAUGAGAAAGUUGGUAACGAGAUCACAACCAUUGCAUCAACGCAGUCUACCCUUGGACGAACGGUAGACGAUGUGAAGUACCUGAAGAGAGGACCGGACGGAGAAGGGCAGUGGAGUGAUGAGGAAGAGAUCAAAGAUCAUCCACUUUUUGGGAGUAUGAGUGUGCGUAGUCGGUGGGCUAGAAUGAGAAAGAGUACGCUGGACGAAAAGUUCACUAUCGAAGGCAUGAAUGAUGAAGCUGAAGUGGGCGAAGGGGAGGAAGACGACGAAGCCACGGAAGAAGAAGUCAUUGAAGUUAUUGUUCAUGGGACUACCGGCGGAUGGAUCAGCCAUCAGAUCUGGGCCUUUGAGGAGAUCGAUGGGCAACGGUACCAUACUCGUCGGGCACGAGUCACCAAGGACGAGAAAGUAGUAACGGUGCGGAUGGUGUAUGACUGGCAAGGUCAUGGCAAUUAA